This is a messenger RNA of Eublepharis macularius, 7390 nucleotides long. It is a transcript of the gene TACC1, whose product is annotated as transforming acidic coiled-coil containing protein 1. Gene Ontology annotation, cellular component: cytoplasm. Lineage: Eukaryota; Metazoa; Chordata; Lepidosauria; Squamata; Eublepharidae. The transcript has 13 exons. The record is from RefSeq and is a predicted model, not a curated record. Gene Ontology annotation, biological process: cell population proliferation; cerebral cortex development; mitotic spindle organization. Bases 402 to 2873 code for a protein of 823 amino acids.
GGCAGCGCUGUAGGAAUGGGACGGCCGUUCGAGGAGGCGUCCCCGCCGCCUUCAGCUUUCUCCCCGGCCCGGUAGGGCGCCUGGGCGAAGGGACCGAGAGAGGAAGGCGGGCUGUGGCGCUUCGCCCGCAAGCACGAGCAGAGCGCGUCGCGCCAGGCAGCAAGCAGCCGGAGCGCCGGCGCGCCUCCGCAGGCAGCCUGCCCGGCGGCGGUGGGGCGGGAGGAAGCCGCUGCAAGGCGGGGAAGGAAGGGAAGCGGGGAUGGCUCACGGCUAACCACAUCCGUGCCGGAUCGGCCCCGGAACGCUGGCGCUUCUUUCGUCGGCUCGCCUGCCCUUCCCCUCCAUUUUGAAGGCGCUGCGGCGGCGGGGCCAGGCGGCUUGCCCGGCAGGAGCGCGCCCCGAUGGCCUUCAGCUCGUCGUGGCAGAUCUUGUCUCCCGUGCAGUGGGCCAAGUGGACGUGGUCGGCGGUGCGCGGUGGAGGGGGGCCCGACCAGGAUGCCAUUGCCGGGGGAGACGGAGAGCUUCGAGCGGCGCCGGGGCUGGAGGACGACGAGGAGGACGCGCGGGCGGAGACGAAGUCGCUGAGCCUCAGUUCGGAUUCGGAAGGCAAUUUUGAGACCCCUGAGGCAGAGACCCCAAUACGCUCGCCAGGAAAGGAGCUCGUUGACCUGUUCGAGCCUGAGGCUGAGUCCCAAGCGUCUCAUGAAGGCAACGUGGAAUUAGUAGCUAAAGUUUUGGAGAAGAGCUUGCAGCAGAAAGGCUCGGCUUCCGCAGAGGAUGACUUGCAGGCAGAUGGUGGAGCCCCAAAAGCAUCAGUACCUGAUCUUGGACUUGUCAGGGGUUCAUCCAUGACUCCCUGUGCGCCAGCAACAGAGCUGUCUACAGAACAACCUGCAGCUGUUGCAGAGGAAAGGGCUUCUCUGGAAAAAUCAGAUUUAAACCAAACUUUAGCAAGCGCUGUGCUGCCCGUUACUCAUGAGGAACAACGGAGGAAACCCCUAGAUGAUGCAGAGAUCACGGCUGAAGGGUAUGCCGGAACCAAGCUGAGUGGGGAAGCGCUGGUUGUGAACAAGAGCAAGCUCCCAAGGGCAAAACCUUUUUCCCUCCAGAAAAAAAUGGGAGGGGAGAAGGCUGAAAAUGAAACGGCCACAGAGGACAUCCUGGUGCCCAAAGUUUCCUACCAUUUUGACCCAGAGGCAUACAAUGAAAACAUGAACCCGUUUGUAAUGGGAGGCUCCAAGCUGCAAAACUCUCCGCCUGCAUCUCAGCAAAGCUUUGUUCUUCCAAAGGGCGAUGCGAAGGAGUCCAAUUUGGGGACAGUUAGGGAGUCUGAGGGCCGAGCAGUGAGACUAGAAUUUGAUUUUGAAGAAGGAGAAGAGAAUGUGGAGACCAAGAAAGCCCCUCUGAGGAAAACUGGCAGAAAGCCAGCCAGCAAAUUAUCUCCUAAGAGGCAAAGAGGUGGUACCACUCGACCUGUGGUGAGCAACGAGCAGGUAGCAAAAGUGCCUGCAGCUGACAUAUCUGUGGUGCCGCUUCCUAAGGUCUCCCACCAGGUGGACAACAGCCAGUGGGACGAUCCUAACAUCAAUCCCUUUGCGGGCAGCUCAGCUUUGCAGAACUCACCAACUUUGCAAAAGGGUUCAUAUGAUUUUGAGACGGCGAACCCUUUCAAGCCCUCAGCUGGUGCUGGAGGAGACUCCUGCCCCACUGCAGAGAACAGUCUCAAUGAGAUUUUGGAGUCACAAGUGCUGGAGAUCCAGGGAGGUGAACUGAAGAAAGGCUCAGCUUCGCCAAAGAAGGCCCAAUCACGGUUGAUAACGAGUGGCUGCAAGGUGAAGAAGUAUGAAACACAGUCUCUGGUUCUAGAUGUUUGCACUAAGGAUGAAGAAGAUGAAGCGCUCGUAUCCCAUAUUCCUGACCUUGCUAAUCGGGAUGGACAUGCCACUGAUGAAGAGAAGCUAGCUUCCACGUCCUCCAGCCAGAAGCCAGAUGAGUCGGAGGUGAAAGGUGAGCCCGAGGAAGACCUGGAGUACUUUGAGUGUUCCAAUGUUCCUGUGUCUGCCAUAAAUCAUACGUUUUCAUCCUCAGGAGAAGGUUUCAGUAAGGAUCCAUCCUGCAACCUGAAAGAGAGCAGUGAUCCCAGCAACGUCUUGGGCAAUCCUGAGCCAUGUUCUGUGGAGAAGGCCUCAGGAGUUCUGGCAGCUGGCACAAGGGGAAGUGCCGAAAGCCCUUUGGAUGCCAUUUGCCUCAAUGAAUCUGACAAGAUGGCAGUUCUAACACUGAUCAGAGAGGAGAUAAUCUCUAAAGAGAUUGAAGCAAAUGAAUGGAAGCAAAAAUAUGAAGGAAGUCGGCAAGAGGUUUUGGAAAUGAGGAAGAUAGUGGCUGAAUAUGAGAAGACCAUUGCCCAGAUGAUAGAAGAUGAACAGAGGACAAACAUGGCAUCCCAGAAGAGUCUCCAGCAGCUUACAAUGGAGAAGGAACAGGCAUUGUCUGACCUGAAUUCAGUGGAGAGGUCCCUAUCCGACCUGUUCAGGAGAUAUGAAAACUUGAAGGGUGUCCUGGAAGGCUUCAAGAAGAAUGAAGAAGCCUUGAAAAAGUGUGCUCAGGACUACCUAAACCGGGUCAAGCAGGAGGAGCAGCGCUACCAAGCUUUGAAAAUCCAUGCAGAAGAGAAGUUAGACAAAGCCAAUGAAGAAAUUGCUCAGGUGCGUGCCAAGGCUAAAGCUGAGAGUGCCGCUCUUCAUGCCAGCCUCCGAAAAGAACAAAUGAAGGUGGAUUCUCUGGAUAGAGCCCUGCAGCAAAAGAACCAGGAAAUUGAAGAACUGACCAAGAUUUGUGAUGAGCUGAUUGCCAAGCUAGGAAAGACUGACUGAUCCAUACGCUGUGGUCUAGAGCCCCAUGCUUGACUGCUUCCUUUUCGUCUGUCUGCAUCUUCAAGCAAGCACCUUGCCUUAUUUCCCAGAAAUAAUCUUUCCCUGCAGCAGAAAGAAAAGCACACAUAACACCCAGCUUCCAAAUUGAGCAGUUGCCAUCUGCAAGAUCCAGAGGCCUUGAUCUAUAUUCACUUUCAGCAUUUCGCUGGUUUGUAUCUCCGUACAUUUCUGCUGCUAACUUUUAGCUGGCACCCCCAGUUCCUUGAAUGUGCCCAACUUGGUAUAGGCAAGGUAUGUGUUAGAGAUGUAUUAUUUGUUACUAUGUGUGGGAACAGCCACUCAGCUCUGAAAAUUAGGGUAGGGAUCCAGCCCACAGAAGGUACUGGAUUGCUGCCUCAAGAACAGUUGCCUAAUGAAAAGGGGCAUUGUUGAUCAAGUCUGCAGUUUUGGUUGAUGGGAUAGACCAGUAUCAGGUGCAGCUUACCGCAGUAUGUGCCACAUUAUUUGCAGCUGGAAAUUAGUGUGAGAAAGAUGCAAGUGGAAAAUCUAUAUCUGAGGGCAUGAGAAAUGAGGACAGCUCAAAUGCAACAGUUUCAACUCACAGGAUGAAGCUCAGAUUGGUUUCCAUGGGUGGAUAGCACGUGAGAUCCAAGUCAAAGUUUGUUAGCUCCUAGGAGAACAAGUCUUUGUGGGUCAUGACCCAGCAACCAGGAAAAGAAGUGCCUGAUUGUCUGCUAGUGCACUUUAGUGCCAUAGCAUGAGGAAUGAGACCUCUCUGAAAGAGCACACAUUUUAGAUUGCACAUGGAAUGCAGGGCCUUUCCAGGUAGAGAGCAGCCAUUAGAAGUUCAAAAUUAUGCAAUGAAAAUUCUGUUCUUGGUUAAACCAGGGUUUCCAAGAUAUAUCUCUGGUAAGUGAGCAAAGGACUGGAUGCCUGGUUUCUGCUUUCAUAUAUCUGACAUCCUCAAAACCAUCCUCUGCUUACAUAUAUCUGCCAUUCUCAAGGUUCCCAGGGGACCUUAAAUAAUUUAAAACCUAAAAUGUAACACACACACACACCCCGGAUAAGUAGGUUGAUGUCUAAUUCCUUGGGGAGUUUGUGCUCCUGUUGAAAUUGUGUAAAGUGAAGUCGAGGACUUCUAAGAUGUACUUGUCAGCCCAUACAGGGGCAUCAAUUAGACAUCUGUGUGUCUGCAUUCAUCCUAGAGUCUGUUUUUGCCCCUUUGGUUAGUCUGGUGCAGAAUUAUGCAAGCACUUUGAAUAUCCCUACAAGGAAAUUUCCUGUUGUUGUUUGUUUUUGUGCCAUGCUUGCAUUGAAGUCUAAUGUGGUCCAACUGUAGUCAGAUUUCUUUCUUUUAACCUGGGAUGCCUCCCUGCCUUGUAGAGACAUGACUUGUCUUAGUCAGGUGAAGCUGAUACUUCAAAGCUAUGGGCUGUGCUACAUGUGAUGGGUAUUUUCUGGAUGUUCCAUCUUCUGUGAUUCUGCAGUGCCUAAAUUUUACAUGCAACUGUCUUUACAAUUUGGGUUCCUGAGAACCUCAGACAGGCUCCAUCUCCCAAAGCUGCCAGUGUUGUGGACAUAAUCUCCAGGCACAUUCUGAAGGCUCAGUGUGAGCCAACGGUGAUGAGCCAUAGUUUCCACAUCACCCAUGUGUAAUAGCAGGCAGUUAUCAGCUGGAGAAGAGAGUGCCUCUCAGUUACUGGAGGACUAACUCCAUUGCUUCUGAGGUUAGAGAGGCUAUCUUUCUAGAUGAAAGGCUUGGUUUUAAAAGCAAGCUUGCUUGGAAUCUCUCUCAUUCCUAACAAGGCUGCGUAUAUUCCGGUUGCACUCUGCUUUCUGCUUUUCUCAUUCUACUGCUUGUUGUCAACAAAUUGCUGUUGUGGAACAGAGACUAGCCACAGUCCAAUUUCCUUACCAGGCCAGUCAGCAUACAUGUGCAAUUGAAUGAAUAAAUGAAUUAGGAAUAGCAGGGGAAAGAAGGACCUCCAGAGUCUCUUGCUUGUCAGCAAGUGGAACUGAAUAUGUUUGGAGACAUCACUCCAUCCUUCAGCCCAGAUAGGACAUUCAGAUACUAUCUGGCUGUAUAGGAGGCUUGGGACCACCAGAUACUCAGUUCCUUUUUGAGGAUCUGAAGGGGCAGUCUUACUCUCAAAUAAUGGGCCUAACUGCAUGAUACAUUUUUCCUGGAUAUGUCCCCUAGUUGGGGGCUCUCUGCUUGUCCCAGGCAUAUAGGUAGGUCCCUGGUUUGUGCAGAGAGAAGGAACUGAGACCUCCCCCCUGCCCUCACCAUUUUCCAUGGCCCCAGGAAGCCAUCAUUUGCUGUGUUGGGAAGUUGAUGUGUAGCCAUGUGCAACUCCCAACAGGGCAAAUAAAUGCUCCCAGGAGCUGUUUUAGGUCAAGAAAAUGGUAUUGGGGUGGCAGUAUGUAUAAGCUUUCUGUCCAUGCUUCACAAUUCCAGUCUGAAUCGGACUCCUGUGUGCCUGGGAGAAACAGAGCUCACAGAACAUAUCUGAUCUGAAUCAGAGAUGUACCCAGGAAAAACAAAGCAUGUCGGUGAGACUCUAAGGGUUUACUUAUGCCCCAGAUUACUGAAGGAGGAGCUAGACUCCCUCUUUAAGCUUGAGUUCUGAAGCAGUAUAUUGAAUCUCAAAAUUUCUGAUAAGGUUUUUUUUAAUUAAGAGCAGGACCUAUGGAGAAGGAACAGUUAGAUCCAAAUUAGAUGUUACAUCUGGCCUGAUCCCCACAUGCAGUAUUCAGUGCAGGUGGAGCCCUGCAGUGGAGCAAACUGGGAUUUCCAAGGUUGCUUCAGCUCUGGAAAAUGAUGUGGGGAGGAAGGUGAAGCCCAUCCUCCCUCAGCACUGCAGUCCCAAGCCAAAUCAGCUCCUGGUGCACUUGGGAACUAAGGUUCUCCGAUAUUACAUGAUUGCUGUUCAAAGAACAGCGUUGGUUUGGUGGAACCCUGACUCAUGCCAUACAUAAUGUCUAUUUUGUAUUUUAGUGUUUGAAAGGAGCUCUGUUGCUAAGCUUGUGGUUAUAAAAAAAAAUAUUCCCAUCACUUACGAAAUCACAAUCCUUGCCAUCUGGAAAUAUGAUGUUGAUCACUUUUGCAGGUUACAAAUAAAAACCCUUUAGGCACUUCCCCUCCUCCUCUGCCAAAGCCUCACGGUUUGAUAGCAUCUCUCACUUUUUCUCUGGGUUCUAAUGGUUGCACUUUUGUUUGUUGUUUGUGUGCACGCACUGUGCCGAAUACUCUCGUGUUGUGUGCCUCUCAAGCAUGCCACUUUAAAUGUGGGCGAACAAGAUUCCUAAGGAAUUACAUUAUUAACUAUAAUAUGGUUAUUAUAGUUUGGGCAGAUAUUUUAAAAUGUAUAUAGAUAGAUAUAGAUAAUGGCUAAAGUUCUAUACCAUGGAUGGUGUGUGUGAUUUAAAUUUGUGGAACUGUUGCACCUCAUACACUCUUGUAUAGCAAGAAGGAAGGUAUGCCAUCUGAACUGACCACUGGUUCUACCCCUGUGAUCUCAUCCUUACAGGAACAUAGCUUCUGCCCAUCUUUAAUGUUUGCAGGAGGAUUUGAAAGAUGGCUGCUGGACCUGAUAGCAGGCAAUACGUAGGCUUAGCAAGAAUGUAUCUGCACCAGCACUUAACUUGAUUGCAUGGUGGUUUCAUUGCAUAGCUGCCCCUGAGUGAUUAGUGUCAGGGCUCCAAACAUAAGUGGAGCUGCAGGGUCUAUGCAGCAGACAGGCACACUUUUGUUGUCGUCAUGUUUUUGGCACCUGCUCACCUGCAGAAAUGGUUUUGGCACUGGGAUGACCUGCGUUACCCAGUCUGUUUUUUGAGCUACCAAGUACUUUGUCACUGUUCCUGCCACUUUAGGUCCGGUGGCAGCAGAAGCAGUGUGCAGACUCAAAAGUAUUCUCAUAUUAUAAGAGGUAUAGGCUUAUGAUUCCCUUCCUGAUGGGCAAAUCAGUGCUUAUGUUAAGAUAAACAGGUGCCCUGAAUUCAAAAUCCAGAAAAUAAAACACAAUGAUACACCAAGUCUUGGCCAGAAUAAAAAAAAUCCUGACCUGAUGAGAAAAAAAGAUUCUGAUCUGGAUUAUUUCCAAACCUGAACAGAGGGGGUUUGCUGUUCUCUGGUUCCAAGCAUCUCUCUCUGUCUCUCCCACUUCCUGCAAUGAAAUCUAAGCAGCCUUUUGCACAAAGGAUUUUGCCUGUAAACCCACCACUCUUGCUUUCUGCCAGUGUACUGUCUGCAAUAAAGUCCCCAAGAAUUAUUAACAUUACUGUUUACUGUUCUCUGACAUCCAAGACAAGAAACUCCUGCAGUUUGGGUCAGUUUGUACAGUGGGUGUAAGUAACUUGCUGCAUUCACACAUUUGAUAUGUAUGAUUAUUUCCCUUUUCUAUGUCAAGUAAAUAUUUGUAAGAGUUAUACUCACACAAAUCGGAUUAUUAUAAUGAUUACUAAUAUAUUUUUUCCAUGUUCCAUUGCCUGAAUAAAAAUAACGAGUUUCCAACUUG